Aspergillus tubingensis is the source of this 1122-nucleotide messenger RNA. Its product is annotated as glycosyltransferase family 32 protein. Gene Ontology annotation, biological process: protein N-linked glycosylation. Gene Ontology annotation, cellular component: mannan polymerase complex. The record is from RefSeq and is a predicted model, not a curated record. Bases 1 to 1122 code for a protein of 373 amino acids. Gene Ontology annotation, molecular function: alpha-1,6-mannosyltransferase activity. The transcript has a single exon. NCBI's taxonomy places the organism in Eukaryota, Fungi, Ascomycota, Eurotiomycetes, Eurotiales, Aspergillaceae.
AUGCUCCCUUCCACCCUAAAAUCUUCGCGCUAUGGGCGCUUUGUUAUCUUGACGAUCCCGCUGCUCGUAUUCAGCUGCCUGCUCUUCUUGACGUGGGACCCACUGCCGGGCCGACUCCGUCAGCAAUCCCAAGCCCCGACAACGUCACAGUCCGAUCCAAUAUCUCAGGUACCACAACCAGUCGAGCCAUCAAAAGAAGAGGCAGCGCACCCUGAACCACCAGUAUCUACUAGCAAUCCAUCCACCUCGAAACCGAUUGCUGACAUCGCUGGCGGUGAUGCUAUCUUCGGUAUUACCGACAAGCUUUGGCAAUCCGCCAAGGAUCCCCACCUGAGCGACGACCAAGACGAAUGGAUCAGCAGCUGGCUCGAAAAGAACCCAUCCUUCCGAUAUGAGCUCUUGACUGAUGCCUCUGCUGCAACCUUCGUUCGUACUCAUUAUGCCUCGCGACCAGAUAUUAUCGAGGUCUUCGAGACUCUCCCGAUCCCGAUCCUGCGGGCGGAUCUCCUGCGAUACCUGCUCGUGCUCGCGGAGGGGGGUGUCUGGAGUGAUCUGGACGUUACCUGCGAUAAGCCCGUGGCUGAUUGGGUUCCAACUGAAUAUAAGAAUGCAAAGAUCGAGAUGAUCGUGGGCUUGGAGUUCGAUUUUGACUGGCGCGGAGAAGGAACGGAAGUCGCAUCGCAGUUCUGCAACUGGGUCUUCGCGGCACCUCGCUCAUCACGUAUCCUCCAGGUGGUGGUGGACUCUGUCAUAGCCCAGAUCAAGGAGAUCGCCGCAAUGAAUAAGGUGCAGGUGAAAGACCUGACAUUAGAUAUGCUGCCCAUCGAUGUUGUUAAUGUGACGGGGCCCAAGAUCAUGACAAUAGCAAUCCUUGACAGCCUGAAGCAGCUGCUGGGUCGGACGGUUGAUGAUCGCGACUUCCAUGGGAUCAAGAAACCUAAGCUCAUUGGAGAUGUCCUUAUCAUGCCUGGUGUGUCCUUUGCGGCGUCCCAGAAUGGAUACCCCCAGGAUCAAGGAGAUGCGCUGGUUACGCAUCACUACGCGGGUUCGUGGAAACAGGCCGAUGCGGAGGCUAAGGAGAAGAAAAAGCAAAAACAGAACGGGCGGGACGAAGACGUAUAG